CACUGUUAACUAAUCCGAAUUCCACUAUCUGCCUAAUAACUAUCAACUGUGCCGAGAUUUCUGAUGUUCCUCCGCAGUUUGAACGACCUACUUUCUGUCUCUGCCUAGUGGCGGAUGGAUCCGUUAUCCGACCUGAGCUACGAAGCGUGACAAAAUAACACCGUAAAACUCCAGCAUUGCAACAAUGUUGUCGCUUCAAAGAAUAUUUCGGUCCAGGUUUUAAUAAAUGUAAUGGAAAGCAGUAAGCAGAAUGAAGAGAGAGACACGCCGCCUCAGAACUGGAAAAGUUGUAAGCUGAUGAUUGAUCCCGCGCUUACAAAAGGAUUAUACAAGGUGUAUCGCUUUGAUGGACAGUUUUUCAACAUUCCCGUGGAGGAUAUAGGAUUAUUUCCCAUCAGCACCCUCAAAGAUCCCCGCGUGUGCCGCUUGUGGAGCAAAAACACAAAGUCUGACCUUUCAAUUGCCAAAUUUAAGAUUGAUGAAUGGUACAUUGGACCUGUUCCUCCCAGAGAAAUAACAUUCUCCAGACUCAAUGACAACGUGAAUGCGACGUUUUUGCGUCAGAUUUGUGAAAAAUAUGGGAGCAUAGAAGAAGUGGAAAUAUGUUACCAUCCAAAUACUAAGAAACAUUUAGGGCUUGCAAAAGUAGAGUUUGACACGGUGAAGGCGGCAAAAGAGGCCGUGAAGCACCUUCAUCAAACGUCUGUGAUGGGAAAUAUUAUUCACGUGGAGAUUGAUCCGAAAGGUGAAAAUCGGUCAAGAUAUCUUCAGCUUCUUCUCAGUGGCCUGUACACUCCCAGGACGUUACCAGUGGGAAGCAGUGAGCAGGCUCUUCGAAGCUUAGUCGACAGCUUGCUGGACAGUACAUCUGCUCAGCAUCAGGGGGCGUUCUCCAGUCCUGCCAGCAUCCAAACACCCCUCUCUCUGGACACAGCAUACUUCAGUAUUUGUCAGGAUACACCUUGUAGCUUUGGGUACACACCCCAAUCUCAGGGAACCCCCCGCACUCCCUGCUUGUCUGCCACUCCUCUCUCCCAGGAUUCCUGCUACUCUAGUCUUCAAGCGACUCCGAUCCUCCAGGGGGAGCCGUCCACCUACAGUGUUUGCAAAUCCCUGAGGCAAGAGCUUUGUCUUCGUAAGCCCGAGAGGAACCGCAAAAGGUCCAGACAAGUUUCACAUUUUAACUCGAAACUUUGGCAGCGAUGUCUUCCCGACUCCCUGUUAGAAAAACGAAAGAACGUCCAGCAGCCUGGAGUGUGGAGUCAGACUGCAAAAUUAUCCACCCAUGAAGAGUCUUCCAGUUCUAUUGCUUCCCCAUUACAAGGGUCCGCAGGCUUGAUUGACUCCAAGGAUUCACCUCAGACAGCCAACUCUUUCAGCAUCUUGACCAUUAAUGUCUCAGAUGAGCAGCAAACUCACCAACCACAACUAGAGAGUUUGGACUCUCGCAUUGAAAGUUUGUUGACUAAUAGUGAGAUCCCGUCUGGCUUUCAUAAAAACACUUUAGAACCCUAUGAAAACUCCCGGGACAGCCCAGCUUCUGAUGAUCUUUUUGCCCUAUCCCCUUGUGGAUCUUUCCUAAACAGCCCGCACCAUUCCUACAUUGUGGAUGUCAGUCCAACAUCACUUAGUGAAAGUGAUCAGGAGCAAUCUUUACCUGAAGAAACCUCCCAAUGUCCAUCAAAAACGACUCCUUGUGAAAGAAGGGUUUACAUAAAUGGUGGCAAAGCUGAAGAGACAUCUCAGAUGCACCUUACUGCAAACCAAAAUACAAAGCAGCCAAACAAAGGACAGUCUGGAGCUACAACAAACACUGCCUCUGUAGCUGCAUCUCUAUGCAGUUCUUCCUUAAGUGGCAUCACUCCUAACAUCCCCCCUGCACCUCCUUCUCUAGGUCCUCCUGAAACUCCUUUCUUUAUUCCCCUGCUUCCUCCUCCAUCUUCUCUUCCACCGAUCCCACCUCGUCUUCCAGACGGCACAAUCCCCAUCCCACCACCAGACUGGAUACCUCACCAGGAUGUCUCACGUCUGCCUCCCCUCUCUAUCCCACCCCCACCAGCUUUUUUUCUGCCUCCUCCACCUUUAAUGCUGCCACCUCCCAUACCGCCCCCCGUACACAAAGGCCCUUUACACGCACAACCUGUAGCCUCCUCUGGUCAGGGAAGUGCACCUUUCUCGCUCAUUCAGCCACCUUGGCUCGCUCCACCUUUUCCCAGGAUAAAUCCCUUUGUGCCGCCGCCCGGUUAUCCUCCUGCACACGAACACUCUCAUAAAGUUACAGCUGAAAAAGUUUUGGAAGUCCUCGCGGACGAGCUGAGAUCGAUCAUUAGGAAGGACAUUGUACGCCGAAUGAUUGAAGGAGUUGCUUUCAAGGCUUUUGAGGACUGGUGGGAAGGUCAGGAGGAGAAAUUAAAGAUUCAAGUUUCUCCUUUGAAAAAGGGAACUUGCUUGAAAGAAAACGAUCCUCUCAAUCGCAUUACGGAGAAGGGCAAAAAACCACCAUUACCAUCAUUUAGGGUGAAAAGGAAACAACUAGAGGAUAUACAAGAGUCUUCUAGAACUUCUAAUUCCAGUGUGAAACAGAAGGAUCAAGUGGGAUCAACAUCUCCGAAAGCCAAGCGCAGACAUGCGAGACCUCUGGGCCUUGAUAGCAGUGAUGAGGAUGCUGAUGGUGAGGAAGACAAGAGAGAAGAAAGAGCUGAAGAUGACGCUCAAAUGUCCAACCCAGUAGAGGCUGUUAUUCCAGUUUCUGAUAAUCUUCAGUAUUUGGAAAACACCUUAAAGGACAGUAAUGUAGAUGGUGAUUCCGCUGGAGAUCAACACAGUGAAGAAACCGAGACAGAAGAAGAGACAGACAACACAGAUGCUACGUUUCAAUCAGCUGACAGAGAACACUGCCUAGACAAAGAAACGUUCCCAGAAAGCAGUUCCUCAGAGGAGAGUGAGUGUUGCUCAGACUGCUCCCGAUCGUUCUCAUCACAAAGCUUUGAGGACUUCCCCUCUGACUUGAGCACCACCAGUGAAGGAAACAAGGAGGACGAGUGUGAAGAGUGCAUUGUGAUAUCGUCAGAUGAAGACUCGGAUGAGACCGAGCCUCCAGCGACCCCUUCAACCCCAUUAACUCCAGGCUCCCAGAUGGAUCUGGACCUGCAGAACUGGCUAAAUAUGUGCGAGCAAACAGAGGAGAACCAUGCAUCCUGUCAGCUGGACUUCUGCACUUUGGAUGCCAUGACGUCGCUUCAGUCGAGUGAAACACAGAAUGUAUACCACAUGUCACCCGUGGGACUUGCAGCAGAAGAGCCUGGACCUGAUGUGGACAUGAGGAGCCCUGAUUGGAUGGAAGAGUUUGACCCUGUGAGGCCUCUAACUCCCACUGGCUGCUUAGUAGAGGCUGAUCUUGAUAUUCUGGUCAAAAACAGAGCAGCAACUCUGAUUGUGGAGGAAGUGGAGCUGCCCCCGACACCAGGCAGGGGGGUCCUGGCUGACAUGGAAAUUGCAGAAUCGGAUGACAUCAACGAAGUCCUGUCAGCAAACUGUGAGCUUGGAGCAGCUCAAGUUGAUUCCCCAUCGGAUUCAUGCGAUUCAGAUGACGAAAUGCCUAAAACUAAUGGGGAGGAGGAGGGAAGUGUAAGGGUAGGAGCUCCAGCAACACCUGGCAGAGGAGUGGCAGAAGACAUAACUACAGAUGCAGCUCUUCAUAACCCAUCAGAUGUUCUACCGCUGUCAUGUAACCCAUACAUAACCCCUCCAAAAACACCUGGAAGAGACAUUGUUUUACCCCUAAGAGCCCACGAGAGGAAAACACAAGCGUCACCCCCACUGCAUCCUAACCCUCUAAGAAUAUCUCCCAUUGCAAUGUCCUCUCCGUGCAGCCUCGCAGAACCUUUGUCUGACACCGACGACUGGACCAGACCAAAACCUCUGCAGGGACUUGAAAACAUGCCCAGUGUUCUGAACCAGGAGGCACCUUCAGGAAAACAGACACUGUGGAAGAAGACGAAAAGGAAAAAGCGGGAGCAGCAAAAACGACUCGGGUGGACUCACAGGUGGCGCUCGCUUUAUGAAGAGUGGAAAAUUUUUCACAGCUUUUGGAAGCGUGGUCUGGAUGAAGAAGAUGCGAGGUUUCUACAGGCCUCUUAUGAAAAGCUGAAGGAGGAAAAUAACGGUGCAGAGUGGCUCGGGAAGUGGAUUUCUCACCCCACGACUCAUUCUGAGAGGAGCAAAGAGCAUCAGUGUUGGUUGCCGGUUCACAGAAGCGGUUCUGCUCGCAGUGAAGGGUUCUACAAAAUCAGCAGGAAGGAGAAGAUGAAGAACUUGUCCAACUCAAAGCUGAGCACAUACCUUCCCUCUGCAACCGCUCAGGGAGCAUCUGUUCCACCCCAGCAUCCCUCCUCGCUGAGAUCGGGCUCAGACUUUAGGUCUGAACAGCGCCGCCUGCUGUCCUCUUUCAGCUGCGACAGCGACUUGAUCCGGUUCAACCAGCUAAAAUACCGAAAAAAGAGAAUUCGCUUUGGCAGGAGCCACAUCCACGACUGGGGCCUGUUUGCUAUGGAGCCUAUAGCCGCAGACGAAAUGGUGAUUGAGUAUGUAGGGGAAACCAUCCGACAGGUCAUCGCUGACAGGAGGGAGCAGAGAUAUGAGGAGGAGGGCAUCGGAGGCAGCUAUUUGUUUCGUAUUGACCAGGAUACUAUUAUAGAUGCCACCAAAUGUGGGAACUUAGCCAGAUUUAUCAACCACAGCUGUAAUCCAAACUGUUACGCAAAGGUCAUCUCUGUGGAAUCUCAGAAGAAGAUAGUGAUUUACUCCCGACAGCCAAUAAGCAUCAACGAGGAGAUUACGUACAACUACAAGUUCCCCAUCGAGGACACAAAAAUACCAUGUUUGUGUGGAGCGGAAAACUGCAGAGGAUCUCUGAACUAACUUUUGUUAAAAUAAUCCUGACUUUUACAGUAAUAAACUCUUGCUGCAGGAGCACAAGCUGCACUUCUCUUCCUAUCAGUUAUAAUGUGUUGAUCAGGUAAGUUUCGAUAGAACGCCAAUAAAAACCUUCACGUGUA
Oryzias melastigma (Indian medaka) is the source of this 5057-nucleotide messenger RNA. RefSeq names its product histone-lysine N-methyltransferase SETD1B-A. NCBI's taxonomy places the organism in Eukaryota, Metazoa, Chordata, Actinopteri, Beloniformes, Adrianichthyidae. The transcript has 18 exons. Gene Ontology annotation, molecular function: histone H3K4 methyltransferase activity; RNA binding; protein binding. The coding region runs from base 232 to 4920 and encodes 1562 amino acids. The record is from RefSeq and is a predicted model, not a curated record. Gene Ontology annotation, cellular component: Set1C/COMPASS complex.